Molecule: messenger RNA, 346 nt
Organism: Branchiostoma belcheri (Belcher's lancelet)
Lineage: Eukaryota; Metazoa; Chordata; Leptocardii; Amphioxiformes; Branchiostomatidae
Product: collectin-10-like
Exons: 1
Source: RefSeq, a predicted model, not a curated record
AUGUUCCACACUCCUUUGACCUUCACCAAAGCGGCCGAGACCUGCUAUCGAAACGGCGGCACCCUCGCCAUGCCCCGAGACGCCCUGGCCAACCUUCUUUUGAGCGGAGCCCAUCGUUACAAUUACUGGAUAGGGCUGCACGACCAGCGCCGGGAGGGGUUCUUCGAGUGGAUAGACGGCACCCCUCUAGGGGCCUUCAUGAUCACCCUGUGGGGUUCCGGGCAGCCUGACGACAGGAAUCACGAAAAUUGCGUCCAGUUUGUUCACAACCCCGACAGAGCAGAGUACUUCUGGAACGACCUGCAUUGCUUUCGCAUGCUUCCCUUCAUGUGCCAAGUCAUCCCAG